Messenger RNA from Nymphaea colorata (pocket water lily), 539 nucleotides. RefSeq names its product non-specific lipid-transfer protein 1-like. Gene Ontology annotation, cellular component: membrane. Bases 40 to 396 code for a protein of 118 amino acids. Gene Ontology annotation, molecular function: lipid binding. The transcript is spliced from 2 exons. NCBI's taxonomy places the organism in Eukaryota, Viridiplantae, Streptophyta, Magnoliopsida, Nymphaeales, Nymphaeaceae. The record is from RefSeq and is a predicted model, not a curated record. Gene Ontology annotation, biological process: lipid transport.
GAGAGAGAGAGAGAGAGAGAGAGAGAGAGAGAGAGAGACAUGGCCAACCUUAGUGUGCAGAUGGUCAUAUGCUUUACUUUUGCUUGCUUCUUGCUCCUUGCACCAAGAAAUGAAGCCAUUGAAUGCCAGGAUGUGGUUAAGUACUUGGUGCCAUGCAUGUCCUAUCUGAGGGGCACAGGGGGUCCUGUGCCUGGUGCAUGUUGCAGUGGUGUGAGAGGGCUCAAUGAGGCAGCUAGCACCACCCCUGAUAGAAGAACUGCCUGUGUGUGUAUCAAGAAGUACUCCGGCGAGAUCACCGGGCUCAACCCUAAUCUAGUGGGCUCGCUGCCGGAGUCCUGUGGAGUGCACCUUCCUUUUGUUCCUUCUCCAAACACAGACUGCUCCAGGGUGCCUUAAAAGAGAAGUUGGCAGGGAUGAAGGCGGCACUAAUAUCGCAGUGAUCUCCCUCUCUUAUAUAUAAAUAUAUAUAUAUAUAUAUAUAUAUAUAUGACAGCAGGAAUAAAAGGGAGAUUUCAUGUCGUCCCCUGGGACACUAGCUU